CGCUGCGGUGAUAUUGCUACUAUAUACUAAACUAAUUGAAUGAAGUUGGUUUAAAAGCGAGCUUGCUCAAGUUGUUCGGUCUUGGUUACGUUAUAUCAUUAUUCAUUGUAUAGUAAUCCGACUUCGUGCUAAAUAUAGCUGUAACAGCAAGAAGCACGCGAGCGAAAAUAAAAGUGAAACUUUUGUUUCACUUUACAAACCAAGAAAUAGGAUUCAGCUGCACUGUCAGUGCUGUGUAAUAAAACGAUCGUGCUGUAAGUAAUCACGAUGCAUCAUACAUUGGUUAUACUGUAGAUUACAUUAAUUGGAAAGCGAGUAAGAGGGGCUUUAAUUCCCAGGCUGAAAAAUGAAACUAAACGGGAAACAGUUAAAAUGGAUCCUCACACUGAUUGUUGCUUUUCACAUCACAUCUAUAAAAGUUGAAGCUUCUCAUGAUGAGGCUCUGAGGAUCCUGAUAGUGGGAAUCAGAGGUCGCUCCAGAUUCAGCGCUGCAGAUCUUCUGUCAGGAAGGAAAGACGAUGGACAGGAGGACAGAGAGAUUGUAAAGACUCCAGUAUUUACAGACGAUGGUCAUAGAAUGAUGCUGGUCACUGGACCAAACCUCUGUGAGGACGACACAGCGAGACAGACCUUCACAAAAGCGCUGUAUCUCUCAUCUCCUGGACCUCACGCCGUUUUAAUGGUCCUGAAUCUGGAAGAUCAACAAUCACAACAGUGUGAUAUUGUGAAACGAGCCCAGAAGCUGCUGGGAGCAAAAGUCCUGCAGUACUGCAUUGUUCUUCUGCUCCAAAAUCACCAGGAACAUCUCACAGGAGCGUCCAGAGAAAUGAUCAACGCGUGUGGAGGAAGAUUUCGCAUCAUAAGAGACUCCGAACCAAAACCUGCUGAAAAAGCAGCUCUGGUAGAAGAAAUAAACAAGUUAGUUUGGCUCAAUAGUGACAGAUUUUACACAGCACUGAAUCGAACUCAACAGUUAGAAGCUGAAAGGCUGGAGCUUUUACAAAGACUAAAAGAAAUUGAUGGCAAACUUGGAGAAAAUCAGGUCUCAUCUGAAAUGCAUGACACUUCAGGACUGGUUGGAUGGAGUUUGCUCAUUUCACUAAUUGCGAUUGUUCUGGCUACUGAACGAAAGCACACAAUGUUAAUUCUUGAGGCAACUUUAGCUGGACUCGUGACAUUUAUGGCGUCUUUAAGAAACGCUUUGAGUCCACAUGUUGCUUUUGCACUAAAUUUGGCUCUGUGCUCCACAGUUGUGGCUGCAUUUCUAAAGUAUUUCCCAAUGCGCAAGUCAAGUAACAAAAUCAAAACAGAGUUUUUAUUUACAGUAGGUCUAGGAGUGACUCUUGGAUCAAUUGCUAGUGUAAGGACUUUCUCUGAUGUUUUUGUAGCAUGCUGUGCUGCUUUUGGAGUCACAAAUGGUGUGAUUGCAUUUGUAAAUUUAGCAUUUGUGUUAAAAAAACUGAGUGUCAGAGAAUUAUUCCUAUUAUUUCUGUUCUGUGCAGUAGGUGCCGAACUCACAAUUUUGUGCGUGAUUGUGCUCAAAGCUCUGUUUGGAGUGACGCUCACAAUAAUUUUGAUAAUAAUCAUGAUUGUAAUUGCAUCUAACAAUUUAGAUGCCAACAUGCAGAACACCGUAAUUAAUUUACUUCUUCCUUCAGUGAGUUUUUCAUGUGGUUGUGUGUUUAUUGGUUCUGCUGUUCUGACUUUAGAGAUGCUGAUGAGUUUCGUGAAGGUAUGUAUUGAAUACCUAGUCGGUUCGUACUUGUUUUAUCCAGCGUUAUUGUUUGGUUCAUUAAUGCUGAUUGGACAUUCUGUGCCAUGACUCGGAAAAGCAUUUUUCUAUUGAUGACUUUUCAAAAGGAGCUGUGAAUUCUGACAAACUACAGGUUUCGGAAAGCAAUAUUAAAUUGAAUAUUUAUGCGAUAUAUGAAAGUUAUUAUAGCUUGCUUUGUUUUUGAAAGUUUGUGAUGUCAUUCUGAUGUCAUUAACCAAUCAGUGUGGCCAUAAUGUCAUUUAUUUACCACAGUCGUUAGUCACAUUGUGUUUACGGCUCAGCUGAUUGACUAAAACAAUUUGACUGCAAAACUCGCUACCCACUGUGUCAUUUGAUAUACCUUACACAUUUUUAUAAUGUGAACAUGUUUUUUGGUUGUUACCAGACAUAUAAUUUGUUAUUUGUUGUGCAAU
This is a messenger RNA of Labeo rohita (rohu), 2187 nucleotides long. RefSeq lists its product as uncharacterized. The transcript has 2 exons. Bases 347 to 1822 code for a protein of 491 amino acids. Gene Ontology annotation, molecular function: GTP binding. NCBI's taxonomy places the organism in Eukaryota, Metazoa, Chordata, Actinopteri, Cypriniformes, Cyprinidae. The record is from RefSeq and is a predicted model, not a curated record.